Molecule: messenger RNA, 7860 nt
Organism: Neofelis nebulosa (Clouded leopard)
Lineage: Eukaryota; Metazoa; Chordata; Mammalia; Carnivora; Felidae
Gene: EPM2AIP1
Product: EPM2A interacting protein 1
Exons: 1
Coding region: 126-1952 (608 amino acids)
Biological process (GO): positive regulation of glycogen biosynthetic process; positive regulation of glycogen (starch) synthase activity; response to insulin
Source: RefSeq, a predicted model, not a curated record
GUGUCCCCCUGCUGGGGUGAUCUGGCGCAGAGCGGAGGAGGUGCUUGCUCCUGCUCCUGCUCCCGCUCUUCCCCUCUCCUUGCGGCCUCCCGGAGGUCGACCCUCUCCUUGCGGCCUGCAGUAGGAUGUUUAUGACGCCUAAGAGGAGCAAAAUGGAAGUCGACGAGUCUCGGGUUUUCCGGGCCGAGUGGACCCAGCGUUACUUGGUGGUGGAGCCUCCGGAGGGCGAAGGGGCCCUGUGCCUGGUCUGUCGCCGCCUCGUCGUAGCCACCCGCGAACGCGAUGUCAGGCGCCACUACGAGGCCGAGCACGACUACUACGAGCGGUAUGUGGCGGAGGGCGAGCGCGCGGCCCUGGUGGAGCGUCUGCAGCAGGGCGACUUGCCCGUGGUCACCCCGCUCACUCCCGAGGAGAGAGCCGCCCGUGCAGGCCUCGGGCUCGCCCGCCUCUUGGCCUUGAAGGGUCGCGGCUGGGGUGAGGGGGACUUUGUGUACCAGUGCAUGGAGGUGUUGCUGAGGGAUGUGCUGCCCGAACACGUAAGCGCUCUGGAUGGCGUUGAUUUAUCGCCAGAGGUCACGCGGCAGAGGGUCCUCAACAUUAACAAGAAUCUACGCAGUCAGCUUUUUAACCGAGCCAAGGACUUUAAAGCCUACUCCCUUGCCUUGGACGACCAGGCCUUUGUGGCCUAUGAGAACUACCUCCUGGUCUUUGUCCGUGGCGUGGGCCAGGACUUGGAGGUACAAGAAGAGCUUCUGACCAUCAUCAACCUGACCCGUCACUUCAGCGUUGGGGCCCUUAUGGCGGCAAUCCUCGAGGCCCUGCAGACGGCAGGGCUUAGCUUGCAGCGAAUGGUCGGACUCACCACGACCCACACGCUGAGGAUGAUUGGUGAGAACUCGGGACUGGUGUCGUACAUGAGAGAAAAGGCUGUAAGCCCCAACUGUUGGAAUGUUAUCCAUUAUUCAGGAUUUCUGCACUUGGAACUGUUGAGCUCCUACGAUGUAGACGUUAACCAGAUCAUAAAUACUAUAUCUGAAUGGAUAGUUUUGAUUAAGACCAGAGGCGUUAGGCGCCCCGAAUUUCAGGCUCUCCUCACUGAAUCUGAAUCAGAGCAUGGCGAAAGGGUUAACGGACGAUGUCUGAACAAUUGGCUUAGAAGAGGGAAAACUUUAAAACUGAUAUUUUCCCUGAGAAAAGAGAUAGAAGCCUUCUUGGUUUCGAUAGGGGCCACCACGGUCCAUUUCACAGACAAGCAGUGGCUUUGUGACUUUGGCUUCUUGGUGGAUAUCAUGGACCAUCUUCGAGAACUCAGUGAACUGUUGAGAGUUAGUAAAGUCUUUGCUGCCGCUGCCUUUGACCAUAUCUGUACCUUUGAAGUCAAGCUGAGUUUACUGCAGAGACACAUUGAAGAAAAAAACCUAACACACUUUGCGGCCUUCAGAGAAGUUGUCGAUGAGCUUAAACAGCAUCUUAAAGAAGAACAAAAAAUAUUUGAUCCUGAUAGGUAUCAAGUGGUGAUCUGUCGCCUGCAAAAAGAAUUUGAGAGACAUUUCAAGGACCUCAGGUUCAUUAAAAAGGACUUGGAACUUUUUGCAAAUCCUUUUAAUUUUAAGCCUGAAUAUGCACCUAUUUCAGUAAGAGUGGAGCUAACCAAACUUCAGGCAAAUACUAACCUUUGGAAUGAGUACAGAGUCAAAGACCUGGGGCAGUUCUAUGCUGGCUUGUCGGCCGAAUCUUACCCAAUUAUCAAAGGGGUUGCCUGUAAGGUGGCAUCCUUGUUUGAUAGUAAUGAAAUCUGCGAAAAGGCUUUUUCGUAUUUGACUCGAAACCAACACACUUUGAGCCAACCCUUGACAGAUGAGCAUCUCCACGCCCUGUUUAGGAUUGCCACAACUGAAAUAGAGCCGCAUUGGGAUGACCUUGUGAGAGGAAGAAAUGAACCCAAUCCAUAGGCCUUGGUAGUACGACACUGAGACGCUCAGAGUCUGAUUCUGAAAGCAAACCUUUGCCUGAUUUUUCAAGUUAACUAAUUUGGAUUGUGGCAAAGCACCAAGUUUACUCAUCCAAAUUGAUCACCAUUCAGAUUCUUCUGACAGAGGUGUUUUUGUUUUUGUUUUUGUUUUUGUUUUUUUCAUCUCAAGAGGCAGCAUGGGACUGACACAUGCAAACACCUUUUUUAAAAUUUAAUUUAAUGACAAUGUCAUUGUCUUUUACUUUUAUGAUUGUUUCUAAAGAAAUUCAGUACUGAUAACGCGAGUUGAAUUAGAAGUCUGUUUUUCUGGUGUUUUGAAGAAGUUUUAGCUCUUCUUUUGAACAAAGUGUUAAAAUUUUGAUGCAUAUGAUCUGAAGUUAUCAACCCCAUAAAUGUAUGUUUGAGCCAGUUUGCAGAAACUCACGUAGCAAGUUCAGAAGUUUCUGAAAAGGAAGAGCGUACAUCCGGUGGAGGUAUUUUGUCUAACUAUCGAAGUGUUUGAGACUAUUUUUUUUUAAACAUUUUUCUGAGUCCUAAGUAAAUAUUGACAGAUUUCCUCCUCAGCUCCCCCCCCCCCCCCCCGCAACCAGCCCUAGCAAUGAUUAGAGGGAAAUAAUCAAAAUUUUAGUCAGAGGAGUAAGAAUUAUGUUUAAAUUGCUGGUUUAGGAGGCUUCCUGCAUUUUGGAGAUCAGACUAACCAAUUAUUGGGGAUUUCCCCUGAAUUUUUCACACUUGGGUGCUGUUUUGUCAGCUUGCCUAUUAAAGGACUACGGUAAGUAUAGAAUCUUGAUGGUUACCCGUUAGUAAUUCUUUAUUCGACUCCAGAUAGAAGUUUGACCCUGUCAGAAAAGGAUGAGAGAAUAAGAUUUUUGCCCUCCAGGAUCAGGAGGUGGGAGGUAUUUUAGCUUAUUAUGCAUGGGUUAACUGCUUCAUAAAGAAACCCUGUUAAAAGGAAACCCUUUAGUUUAAAGUGGUAAGAUCUCAAAUCGUGUUAGCUGCUGGAAGUGGAUUUAUUAUAGAAUUUAAAACUGUCCCACUCGUUCUGUAUUUAAGAUAGUGCACAAGUAGAAAUAUUUAACUUUCAAGAAGCAGCUUUAUUAACAGAUUGUGGCAAUUCCAUAUUUCUAGUGAGACAUAUGCUUUGUGCUAAAACAGUUAUUUUCAAACUUAUGUUAACCGUGAAAAGAAAAUCUUACAGUGAAGCCAAAUAUAUAAAACGAUUUAAAGGCAGGACCCAACUUAGAGGUCCUCUCAAGUACAGUUUGCAAACUUGUGCUAAAGUCCUGUCUUAACCUUUGUAACACAUUCUAUGGUCACUAAUCCAGCAAAUUCAUCGAACCAGGAUACAACCAAGGAUUUAGAAGGAAUUGAUGCCUGAGCAAUCAAAAUCGAUGCCAUAAAAGCCCAGGAACCAAAAUUGUGUCCCUGGUUCUCAACCAGAAGCAGUAACCCCUCUUUCCAGGGGUUGUUGGAAAGCAUAGGGGACUUUUUUGGUUCUCAGACUCACUGAGAGGGUUCUGCUGGCAUUCCCCCUGCCCCCACAGUGCAUAGGACAGCCAGGCACAAUGGAGAAUUAUCCUUCGCAAAGUGCCAGUAGACAGCCCUCCCCCCCCCCCCCAUUGUAGAUUAUUUUAUUUUGAGGGACAGGGCAAAUUACCGGUAGAAGCAGAAUGAAAGGGCAAAUCUGGCAAACUGAUGAUAUUUGAUAGGCACUAAUUCCAACAUUCCAGGUUUGGCUGGUAAAGUGCGGUAAAGGCCUUGAUAGGUUCUGGUAGCUCGCAAUAGCAUUUACAUGUCAGUGAUUUAUACUGAACCAGAUCAAAGGGCUCUAUUCUGUUUAAUUAGAGCAGAAAAGCAAGUAUUUACAAGCUAGUAAUCAAGAAUGGUCAAGUUGAGAUUUUAGUUAACAGGGAAUAAGCUUAAAAUAUCUGGAAAAACAGCAGUAAAAAAAAAAAAAAACCAGCGCCCCCCCCCCCCCAAAAAAAAUCUACCGGUAAUUUCCCACUAGUUUGGAGUAUUCUCUUUCACGGCAAGUGCUUUAUUGAAAAAAAAAAUGUUUGGAGGACCUGCUUCUGCUUUCCUACCCUGGUUCCUCAAAUAUUGAAGUCUUGUACAUUUUGUGAAGUUCCAUUAUAUAUUUUUGCUUAAGGUAAUAAAACUAGUUUGCAUCAUGUAGGUACUGAGUCGGGGGUGGGGGGGGAGAUAUAAACUAAGGAUUUAAAAUGGACCCUAAAUAGUGGAGAAUUUGCUAUAAGCUAGUCUUGUUUGUAAAAAAGAAAAAAGUGUGUAUAUUACUGUCUUCUGUAUUAAGUAAUUCUGUAACUGCAUGGCAGUCUUUAAAAAAAGUUUUUUCGUUUUUUUUUUUUUUUUACAAAAUAGUUGUUACUGGUCCUGUUGUAUCAGUGAAUAUAGUUAAAAUAAGUACUAUUUUUUAAAAGCCCUAUGUCCCUAUAUAUCUCCCAUUCCUCCUAGUGUUCUUAAAAGAUGUGUCUGUAUUCCCAGUCUCCUGUAGUGCCAAACUGCUCUAGCCAGCCAGAUCCUUGUCAACGUUCUUGCCCUCUCUCACACCACUGACCACUUUUCCUUGAAGUCCUGGUUUACUUUUGCUUCGGGGGUAGAUCCCACCUGCAGGUAUGCUUUCUCGGUCUCCUUCGUGGGUCCUCUUUCCCGUCCAUGUUUGUGUUCUUGUGAUGUGAAAAUCUGGUUUUAGAGCUACCGUUUUGUACCUCCCCUUAGCUGCUGUCAUCUCUGUUCGCGGCUUCAGGUACCGUUUAUGUGCAAACGAUUCCUAAAUUCCUAUCUCCUUUCCAGGCCUUUCCUAAUCCAUAUAUCAAAUUGCUAACUUGAGUCUGCUCUGCCGUCUCAUGGACACCAUGGCAUGUCAUUGAUCUUGCCCCCAAACCUGCUCCUUUUAUGUUCCCUCUUUCAGUAGAUGGUGCGGCUGCUAUCAGUCGUCAUAGCCCAAGCCAAAACCUGACCUGCCCGUGACUCUUCAUCCAUCACAUCCACUCACGGGAACCUUGGUGUUAAGUUGACUGUCUCUAAAGUUUUUCUCACUUCUCCAGUUCAGGCCAUCAGCCUACCUUAAUACAGCAACAGCAUCCUCGUCGAGUCUCUUUUUCUCUGGUUUUGAUCCCUUUUUACGCUGCAGCCAGAUCGUUCCAAAAGACAUAGUUGGUCAUAUCUCUCCACUGCUUUCCCCAUUAUGUAGGAUAACAUACAACUGAUACUCGUCUUUGAGGUCUCAGUUUAAAUACCACUUGCUCUCGGAAGCCUUCGUAGAUGCCCUCUAGACUAAGAGCCUUCGUAGAUGCCCUCUAGACUAGGUGCCCCCACUGGACACUCUCUAAAUACCCUUUUCUCCUAAUCAUACACUUAGCACACUUUGCUGCUACUUCUUGAUCACUGCUAGACUGUAAGCUUUACCAGGGCAGGGACUGUGCCUUGCUAGCUGUUCUAUAUGUAGUGCUUAGCACAAUGCCUGGCAUUCCAAUAAAUGUUUGGAUGAAUAAAUACGUGUGUAGUGUUUUAUGAUCUUUGAAGCUCUUUUGCAGUCUCAUUUGACCUUCACCGAGGUCCUCCUGCCUUAGCCCGCUUCUUGGGUAAUUGUUAUUCACGUAUUACAAAUUAAAUGAAACUAAGUUCUUUGUGACUACAGAGCUGUAUUCCCAGAAUUUAGCUCAGUGCUUGGCAUGCGGCUCAAAUAUUUACUAUGUGAGUGUUGCUGAGGAAACAAACUUAAAUUGCAGUUUGCCCUAGGAAACCAGAAGUGAGGCCAGGUUUCAGACGCAGGUAUACUCACAUAAAUCUAUGGAAUAUUGAGUCUUUACCUCCUUUAUUUAGAAGUAUUAUUAGUUGACUAUUUUUAGUUUUCAUAGGUAGACUUCAAAGGAACCUAGAUGAAAAAGAUUGGGCAACCAUUUAGUGAACUAAAACAAUACUUGGGUAAUUAAAAAGUUCUACUCGGUAUCAGAAGAAGAUAAUGCUGCUUGAAAUAUCCUUUUUCCUUUUAUAAUGUGUCAAUCCUAGAAGAAAAUGACAGACUACUUACUUGCUACUUUCCUUUACAGAUGAUUUCUGGCUCUUCUGGGAUUUAAAAGUAAGUAAAUUUAAUAAAAUUUUAGAGGAAUGACUCGGUAUUUCUGGUCACUAGAUACCCAGUUCUCUUGCUAUCUUGCCUGCGGAAUGUCCUCAUCACUUCUCCAAGGGAGGUGACCCAAGAGGUACAUCUAGUCAAGGUGUACUUAGAUUUACUCUUUUUCUUUGCUUUCUUGUUCAUGUGCCUCUGAACUUAAUUUCUGGGUAACUGGGGCUUUUGGGAUUCGUGGAAGAACUAUAACCAUGGCCUGUUUCCUUGAGUCAUUUUAAUUUAAGGGAUUAACCAGUGUUCACUUAGCUGGACUUUUAGCCUGUGGCACAUUAACUCAUCCAGAGGCCUUAACGGUAGGUGUGAUGGUCAUCCAGUGAUCCUUGCUGCAAAACUGGGUCUUCAUGGGUUUCUUUAAUCUUCUGGAUUAAACAAUUUCUCGUUUUUAUCUUUUUGUAAUUGAGCAGGAGCCUCAUCCUACCCAAUAAGUACUUCAACUUGUGAACUCUACCCCUUUCAUUUCUGCUUGCAAUUUGAUGAAUUCUGAGUUCAUCUCUUCCUUGUACAUUUUGUCAAAUGCAGCCAACAACAACCAUAAAACAUUUUGUUUUCUUUCUCUUUUUCCCCCCUUUAAUAAAGAAAGAUUCUGUGCCUUCCAUGCUUUCCCAAGGGACAAUUUGACCACUCCACAACGUGAAUUGCCCCUACGUAAGUUAUUUCUCCCAUCCUCCAGUAGCAAUUUCCUGAAUGCCUCCCAACUAAGCCAGUGUGUAGUACGUUAAGGUUUUUAAAAAAUGGAGCCACUUUCUGUAUCAGGAUGGGUAAGGUUGUCCUACAGUAACGACCACAGAGUCUCAAUGCCUCACGUAACUUUUUUUCUUGCAACUUGUCUAGGGACUUUGCUCUAGGUCAGGGAUCAACAAACUAUAGUCCACAGGCAAAAUCCGUCCUGUUGCCUGCUGCUGUAAAUAAAGUUUUACUGGAAGACAGCCUUGCCCAUUUACUUAUGUCUGUGGCUGCUUUUGCUCUACCAUGGCAGAAUUGAAUAGCUGUGACAAAGUGCAUAGUCCACUGAGUCUAAAAUAUUUACUGUGUGACCCCACAGAAAAUGCUCACUGAUCCCUGCUCUGAGUCUCUGAGACUCAGGUUGACCAGGCAGAUACCAUCUAGGGUGUGGCUGUUCAUUUUGGGAAAUGAGAAGAAUACAGCAAGUCACUUACAGGCCCUUAAAGCACUUUCAUUGACCAAAACAAAUCCCAUGGCCACACCAAAGUUCGAGGAAUAGUGUUAAGUCUUCCAUGUGCCUCAAAGGAAAACCAGAAAUAUUUGGAAGACAACACUAGAUUAACACAUGGUUAUGUCUCCCUUUAUAUAAUUUCUUUAGAAAUCUUUUUUAGUGAGGUGAAACAUUCAGUAAAGUGUGUAAAUGUUGAGUGUGUGCCUCAGUGGAUUUUUAUAUACACCCUUGAACCCAUCACCCAGAUCAAGAUACUGAACAUUUCUAGCACCCAGCAAAUGCCCUUGUGUCCCUCCCGCACACAGAUAAACACUACUCUGACCUUGAUCACCAUAGAUUACUUUUGUCUUUUUAAAGCUUCAUGUAAAUGUAACAAUUAUAUGUACUCUUGUGUCUUUUGUUCACUACUGUGUGACUCAUCCAUGUUGCAUGUAGCAGCAUUUUUUACUUCCGUGCAGUAUUCCAUUGUACGACUACCGCAAUUUAAAAUUCCAUUCUACUGUUGAUGGAAAUUUUGGUUGUUUCCAGUUUGUGGUUAUUAUGAAUAAAGUCGCUAUAAACAUU